Messenger RNA from Argentina anserina (silverweed cinquefoil), 2464 nucleotides. RefSeq names its product protein REBELOTE. The record is from RefSeq and is a predicted model, not a curated record. The transcript is spliced from 13 exons. Gene Ontology annotation, cellular component: Noc2p-Noc3p complex; nucleoplasm; Noc1p-Noc2p complex. The coding region runs from base 55 to 2283 and encodes 742 amino acids. Lineage: Eukaryota; Viridiplantae; Streptophyta; Magnoliopsida; Rosales; Rosaceae. Gene Ontology annotation, biological process: ribosomal large subunit biogenesis.
CACAAGAAGCUCCCGACAUCGUCUUUAGCAUUGUGUUUCAGUUCAAGUUUUGUGAUGGGGAAACUGGGGAAGAAGGCCAGGAAGUUCUCCAAGAAGAAUCUUCAGUCUGUGGAGAGAAGAAACCGCAAGUCCAAGCCCACCUUCAAAAAGAGAGGUCCCAAAAGAAAUGAGCAGGAUGGUGGGAAAGAGUUGAAGAAGAAGGACGCCGUAGAGCUGUCGAAAGAGAGAAAUACUGGAGUGGAAUACAUUGACAACACUCCUCUCGACGCAAUAUUCCGUGAAGAUGACAGUGAUGCAUUUGGGGAUGAAUCAGACAGUGAUGGGUAUCUUUCAGAGGACACUAGUGAAAUGCAUCUUGCUGAUAGUGAAAUUGAGAAUAAACAAGAAGGGAUCCUUGAUGGUAGUGGUAGUGCCUUAUCUAUUCAGAAUGCGGAAAUUCAAAUAGAACUUGUGAAGACAACAAAAAAACUAAACAAGUUGAAGGAGAAGGACCCCGAAUUCGCUAACUUUCUUGAUAGCUAUCAUAAGGAGCAUGAACAGUUCAGAAACAAAGAUUAUGCGGACGAGGAUGAGGAUGGGAUGAGUGAUGAUAAUUCGCAGCCAGAGAAUGUAGAUGGUGUAAAUUUUAAUUGGGGCAAGUUGCUGACAAGCUCCUCUAUUGAUUCCUUGUGUGAACUAGUCACAGAGCAACAAAAUGUGUCUGCACUUACUAUUCUAUUGAAUGGGUAUCGGGCUGGAUGCCACUAUGGAGCAGAAUCAAAUAAAUUCUUUGAUGCGUAUACAAGCCAUGGAAUUCAGAAUAGUGAAACCCUUAGCAAGAUAUUGAUUUUCGUGCUUAACGAAGCUGAUAGCACAUUUAGGGGACUAAUGGGCAUAGCAAGCUCAAAUUCCAAAAAAGAAAAGAGUGUGGAUUUGAAGAAGAAUACCAAAUGGGGUACUUUUAAGCCAUUAAUAAAAUCUUACCUGAGGAGUACCCUUUUCCUCCUAAAUCAGGUGGAUGACUCUGAGAUAUUGGCCUUCUCCUUGGCACGGAUCAGAGCUUCUAUGACCUUUUUUAUUGUUUUUCCUUCUUUGCUCCACAGACUGAUCAAGAUUACUGUUCAUUUGUGGGCAACUGGGAGAGGAACUCUAUCAUCUCUAUCCUUUCUCAUCAUACAGGAUGUGGCAUCUUUGUGUCGCUCUGAUUACUUCGACACCUGCUUUGUUAAGACAUAUAAAGCGUUCUUGGGUCAUUGCCAAUUUGUGGAGCCUAGUUUGUUCCAACACAUAGAAUUUUUAAGAAAUUCCAUUAUUGACCUAUGCUCCGUUGAUGUUCAGAAAGCAUCUAGCAAAGUGUUGGUGUGUAUCCAACAACUUUCUAAAAUAAUGCAGCAGGGUCUACGGACAAAGUCGAAGGAAGCAGUCAAGAAAAUAUGCAGUUGGCAAUACACUAGUUGCAUUGAUCUCUGGGUAAUGUUUGUAUCAGCUAACGUACAGGACUAUGAUCUUCAGCAAUCACUCUAUAUGCUCAUUCAGAUUAUAAAUGGAGUGGCUGUGUUGUUUUCUGGACCAAGAUAUUUGCCUCUGAGGAUCAAAUGCAUUCAAUGGUUGAAUCAUCUAUCCUUUUCCAGUGGCAUUUUCAUUCCUGUUGUCUCUUUUGUGUUGGACAUCUUAGAAUAUAAAAUAAGCAAGGAUGGCGCGAAACCUGAGAAAGCUUUGAACCAGCUAUCUUCCGUCAAGCUUCCAAAGCAUUGGCUAAAGUCAAGGAACUUCCAAGAACAGUGUGCUCUGUCUGCUAUCGAAUUGCUUUCAGCGCACUUGUCUCAGUGGAGCCAUCAUAUAUCUUUUCCGGAUCUUGCAACUAUUCCACUCAUUUGCCUGAAGAAGUUUCAUGAUACAACUACUAUAGAAAGUUCCAAACGUGUAGUGAAGCGGUUCAUUGACCAGGUGGAGCAGAACAUUGAAUUUGUUCGGAAGAAGAGAGAUGAGUCAGCCUUUUCACCAACAGAUCAGCAAUCUGCAGAUUUAUUUCUUCAGCAUGAAAAGCAAAUUGGCAAUACUCCAUUUACACAAUAUUACAAAAGCAUCAUGGACAAGGCUGCUUCUAGAAACUUUACUCUGAAUGAAAAGUUCUCUGAAGCAAAGGAACUAAAGAAAAUGAAAAGGAAAAUGCAAGUGCCUCAAAAUAACAGUUUACCAGGAGAUAAAAGCAAACAUCCAGAGAAAAGAAAAGGCAUGGCUGAUAUCAAUGCUGGGAGAAAAAGAAAGAUGAAGAAGGAAGCUACUGAAGGCCAAGUCGUCUGAUUAUCUAAGAAUUGUUGUCCUAUUAGUAUUAAAUUACAAGUUUUGGUGUGCUCAUUUAAUCUUAUAGAAACCUCCAGAACAGAAAGGCCCAAUUUCUCAAUUUUGCUUGUAAUAUUAGAGAAUUGGUUCACAUACAUGCGAUGUUUAAGAAGAAUUAUUGUCUUCUUUUUCAGCUUUGAAC